GGGUUAUAUGUGCGCUUUGUCUAAGUGAAGAACGAAGGGGCGAGAGUUGGCUGACAAAAGCAACACAAACUGAACAAAACUGCGGACGACUGCCCUUCCUACCACUCCUUCUGAGACCAGAGGUGCUAAGAGAACAGACACAGAAAACACAAAGAAGAGGUUGUCAGAUAUGAGUCUGGGGCCGGCAUGCAUUUUCCUAAGAGGAGCUAAAAACUUUGAGCGGCCGCUGGCUGAUGAGGAGAUAGAGGAGCUGCGGGAGGCGUUUUCUGAGUUUGAUAAGGAUAAGGAUGGUCUGAUCAGCUGUAAAGAUCUAGGCAACCUGAUGCGGACAAUGGGUUACAUGCCCACUGAGAUGGAAUUGCUUGAACUUAGCCAAAACAUCAACAUGAACCUUGGAGGACGAGUAGAUUUUCAGGAUUUUGUUGACCUCAUGGGUCCAAAGCUGUUGGCAGAAACUGCUGGAAUGAUUGGACUCAAGGAGCUGAAGGAAGCAUUUAGAGAGUUUGAUAUGGAUGGAGACGGCUCUAUCACCAAAGAAGAACUGAGACAUGCAAUGCAAAAGUUGUUGGGUGAAAGUACAAACAAGAAGGAAAUAGAAGCCGUUGUCCGAGAGGCCGACAACAAUGGAGACGGAACUGUUGAUUUUGAAGAGUUUGUCAAAAUGAUGUCUAAAAAUUGAGAGCACACCUCAGAAGUUAAGGUGUACAGCAAAGAAGAAAACAUUGCCAGCAUCAGGCUAUCAAUACACUCUAAAACUACAGAUGUAUAUGGAAACAGUAUUUUAUACCACUUUGUGUAUUAUUGCUUUUCUUGAGUGCCACUUUGUUUUGAUUUGUUGUUACAUGACCUCAAGUCCUGACUCCUCCUGUAAACUAUGAUGAUGUCAUAUCAGUAUUAUGUAACAAUAUUUUAUACAAUGGUCUAUUCGAAUACUCCAUUCUGAUUGGCUGGAAUGCAUGCAUUAAAACCAUUUAAUGCACAGUUAGUUUCAGUCAGUUUUAAUCACCGUUCUAUGUCUGACAUCUAGUGGACAUGCACACUUGCA
This is a messenger RNA of Myxocyprinus asiaticus (Chinese sucker), 1045 nucleotides long. RefSeq names its product calcium-binding protein 5-like. The record is from RefSeq and is a predicted model, not a curated record. The transcript has 7 exons. Bases 170 to 679 code for a protein of 169 amino acids. Gene Ontology annotation, molecular function: calcium ion binding. NCBI's taxonomy places the organism in Eukaryota, Metazoa, Chordata, Actinopteri, Cypriniformes, Catostomidae.